GAGAGGGAGCCAUAAUGACUGUUACUUCUGCCGGUGUAAAUCAAUUUCUCGGCGCACAGAGAGAUCAACGUUCGCUAGAGGACGAACGCAGGGAAUUUAAAGCCUAUGUGCUUUAACACACAAUAAUUUUAAUUGAAUCACUAUAUUUUAGGAAUGUGUCAACACCGUAGCCCGCAGUAGUAGGAAGUUUGUUUGUUGUCCGUGGACAUUUCUCGCACUUUUUGCGGGACUAUGGCGGUGGAGCUGGUGGGGAAGCGCUGCCUCUGCGUGAGCGGCGGAGAGUCUCUGGAGCUCGCGGGAAUCUCGCGCUGGAGCUGGAGAGCCGGAGUCAUCCGUGCGACCACCGACCCGCCUGCGCUAACGGUGUGUGUGCACUGGGACGGAGAGCAGUGCGCGGAGGGGAAGUGGAGGAGACUCAGAGAGGAAUGUGAGGUGGUUUUGUUGGAGCAGAACCUUGUCUGGGCUGCCAGAAGAACCAGCACGAACAAUGGCAGCGCCCAUGAGAAGAAGAACCUGCAACCUGCCCUGAGAUUCCAGCCUCUGAUUGGUUUGUCAUGCGUGGAAGGCGUGUCAGUGGUGGAGUUCAUCUCUGACAGACAGCUGGAGUUUUACAUGGAAAAAGAGGAGCUCCAGCCGUUCGAGGAGGAGGCAGACAGUGAAAAUACAGCUGUGCUAGAUGAUCCAUCUCUGCAGGAACAGGUCCAGGCCUGGCUCAAGCAGAACCACUUCCAGAACAUUCUUCAGCAAGGUGCUUGUCUGCUGAUGGGUCUGAAAGUGAAAGUGUUCAGACAGGAUUCCAAAACCCAGUGGCUGUCUGGAGUCAUCACACACAAUGAGCAGAACAAGAAAACCGUGGCUGUCAUGACUGACCAGGUCCGAGAGAUCGUGAAUGUUGAUCCAUUGCUGGUUCAGAUGAUGUUACUAGAUGAUAUCUCACACUCCGCACUAAAGAGAGAAAACUCAAAACGCAAAUCUCAUAUCGCCAAGAUCAAUAGGAUUUUUCUUGGCAUAGGAAACCGAUCAAGCAACACUACAGCAAGUGACCAGGUGUGCAGCUCCAGGCCAGUACAGCAGCAGUCUGAACUGUGCAAACAGAACUGCAGCAUGGUAGAGGAUGAGAAAGACGGGAUGAGGGAGGAGAAGAUAAGUGAUGAAGGGAGAGGAGAUUCCUCCAAAUCUAAAAAUAGCCAUGGGGAGAGAAAAAGGAGGAAAGAAGAGGAGGAGAAAGAUGAAAAGGAGAGGAGCAGAUGUGGGUUUAAAAGGUUGAAAGCAGGCAGCAUGUCUGACCUGUCUGAGAACAGCGAUUCUGAAAAUUCCAGUUGUAGAGUGCAAGAUUCAUCUUCAGAUUCAGGAUCAAAGAGACAGCUAAAACAGCAUCACACUUCAAAGAGGCCAUUGGACUGUAAGACUCACCCCUCCCACAAAGGCAGGGAACCUUUGCCCAACCAAUUAAUAUAUAGCGAGGGUCAGAAAUUGGGCAAAACUACUCAGUUCCAUUCCUCUAAUGCAUCUUGCAACAGUGCUUUCAAGAACACACAGGCAGUAGAAUGUGCUGUCAGAGAUAGUGGUGGCAAAGCAGAGGAAAGAAGCGAUGGAGGGAUGCCAGAAAUAGAGGACAGGAGUGAGGGGGCGUCUCGGGAGGACUCUGAGGCUGUGUCGGCACUGCUGGCAUCCCAAGAGAGCGAGCAGCUGGUCUCCAUGGAGACCACAUGUGUGCUAUUGCACACAUCACCUCUGGAGUGUGAAGGUGCGGAGGCUGAGCAGGAAAUGUCGACGUGUGAUCCGGAGAUCAAAGGGUCAGAGUUCACCCACAUAGAGGCUAGGGGGAUGAAGUUUAGCAAAUCAGAGGUCAGAAUGUCGACGUGUGAUCCGGAGAUCAAAGGGUCAGUGUUGACCCACGUAGAGGCUAAGGAGUCGAAGUUUAGCAAAUCAAAGGUCAGAAGGUCAGAAUUGACCCAUUCAGAGGCAAUUACAGCCAGCAGUGACUCUGCAGUCUCGGUAGAAAAGGAUCCUAGAGGAGCCCUGCCUCACUCGCCCAUCAUAACUUACAACAAAAAGGAGGUAGAUGUGGAUUCUAAACCAAGUUGUUCUGCAGGAACGGUGAUCACAGAAUAUGGACCUGUAAUUUCCAUGGAAACUAACCACAAGCCCAGUGUGCGCUUCUGUCCUUGCCCCUCUCUGGAGAUCAUAUCUAAACCUCAGACUAUACAGGAGACAUCUAGACAGAAGCAGAGUGCAUCCCUAGAAAUGGUCAUGUUGAAGGAGGUCUCUCCUGUUGUUAAAUCUGCCAUGGAUAGAACUCCUACUAGCCUUAAAAUGGCACCCAAUCCCAAAGUGACCUGCUCUGCAGCACCAGUCCUGACCCUUUCCCCUUCUUCAACCCCAACUCGAUCCAGAACACCAACACAUUCUCCCUGUACACCUAAUCGCACUCCCCCACCAGACAAGCCCACCAAAAGCCCUCUCAUUGUAGACAGAAAGGAGCCCUUCACCAUCUACAGAGACCCUGCACUAGUGAGGGUGGAGCUGGAGACCCACCCCACCUACAUCCAGCCUCCUCACACGCCCCCAAACCCCAAACAGCACCUGAAGACCCCAUCUCCUUCCUCCAGCUCUCCAAGUAUUACCCAUUCCUCCUCCCACAGCAAGCUACUGAGUCCAUCCCCUCACCCUGCACAUCUUUCUCCCAUUCCUCUCCACUCCCAGCCUCCGCUUUGCUCCCUCAGCACGCCCGAUUCAACCAUCCCUCACCCGCACCUCCUCCCCUCACUCCUGCCUGCACUCUCCCCAUCUGCUGCACUCCUGGCCAGCCACACAUGUAUGGGAGCUCUCGGGCUUCCUCACCAUCCUUUGGCUCUUCCGGGGAACCAGUCUCUUCUGGGCCAGACUUCUGGCUCAGCUACUCUGGCACCACUUGGCCUCUAUCCUCUCCUCUGGCCCUCUUUCCCCAACGGAGCCCACAGCUAUGCUGGACUGGGCCUGCCAGCAUCCAAAUGGACACACCAAGAGGCAGCUGGUAUCUCUGACAGCAGCGUGAGGAGGAACACCCCAAGUGCUUGGCUUCCUCAGCCCACCCCUGUGACGAGUGUAGACAGUCAAGGAUUGCAACCUCCGCUGCCUGUGCGACCCUCCAGUGCUGACCCUCAGAGAGUGUCCAGGACAUCUCAACCUUGCACAUCCUCCUCCAAAACCACAGAAGAGUUGGACAGAAGAGGCAUCACAGAGAGUCCAAGCUCCAUUCAUACUCACUUCAAGUCAGAGCAGGAGCGUGUCCAGGCAGCAGCAGGGAAAAAUGAGCAGACUUACUGCCCAGCUGCCCUUGAGUCGGCCCAGAGUCGAACCAAACAGCCACUUGUUGUUUACGAUCUCACAGGUGAGAGACCAAACCAUUACCAGGAAGAGAACCAGCGCAUUCUUCAGGAGAGCAUUGAGGUGGCACCGUACACCGCUAAACUGGGCUCUGAUAGGAAGUCACGAUACUCUAGAAGCCCCACAUCCACCCUUCCUUCCAAGGAGAGGGAGAGAGAGGUAGAGAGGGAGAGAGAAAGAGAGAAAGACAAAGAGCGAGAAGUGCAUGCAGUCAGACACACUCUACCUCCCCGGCCGCAGUCAGCCCACCCUACUUCCACCCUCACGCAGAGCAGCUACUACACUUCUCUGUCCAACAGCAUGGAGAACAAACCUCCACAGCGCAGAGCACCAGCUAGUAAAGAACUUUAUGAGAGGCUCAGUUCUAUUGCGUCUGUCAUGACUUCAUCCAACUCACAGAGCUCCAUCAGGGCCAGACCUCCACCUCUUGUCAAACAGCACCACGUUAAACAGGAGGGUCUCCUGGGAAAGAUCACAGAGCAACUGGCUCAUAAAGCCUCCGUGAUGGAACCACUGGAGGUAGCGGCUGUGGAUAGAAGGGGUUCAGGCUCUUCUCUCAUUUCGGUCUCCUCUACCUCCCUUAAUGUGCCUUUACUCCACCGAGCACCAAUUUUUCACCCUCCAGCACCACCUAUCGUGUUUUAUAAAGACUCCGGACAUGGCAGAUUAUCCCCGCCCACCCUCACAGCCAUUCAGCCAAUGAGCUUGUCUGGUAAAGGUCAGAAGCAGCAGAGACCGCCUACCCUGUUGCCUGAACACAGACAUACUGCUGUAGACGGGAAAAAGCCUGUGCCAGAAAAAGUGACAAUGGCAUCACAAGCCUAUGAUACUCAACGUGGUGGAGUUUUGCACAACCGUGAGAGAGGGGCUGGUGGGCACAUAACAAAUGGUGUGGUAGUCAGACCACAGUCAGCCACUGCGUCAGUUAUUGUACGACCAACAAGCUACAUGCACACAACAAUCAAUUAUACAGUCUCCGACAGUUCAAAUUCACAGAUGCAUUGCGGUCACAUGAGAACUUCGGAAAGUUUGUCCAACCCACACUCUAAGGAUGGUUGUGUUCAGCAUAAAAGAGGAGUCCUCUGGACUCCUCUGGAUACCGUUCACCCCAUCAACAUGACGGUUCGGACAGGGGAUCUCAACACUCCCAUAAACAUGACAACUAAAUCUAUUAGUACAGCUCAACCAAAUUGCGGAGUGACACACCCAUUAACAAAUGUGGACACCACACACUCUAGAGUAGAUGUUAUUACCGAACACAGCAAGAGGAGAGAGGGUGGGGCUGUUCAGCCAAAGACGGAGUCUUCUACCACCUCCUUCUGCACUUCUAAAGACUUUCCUCAUCUGAAAAAACACAGAGCUGGACUAGCUGCUGCCAAAUCCAGACUUAACAAGCAUACAAUACAGCCUCAACACACUAUGCAUUCUUCAGAUGCUACGAAUCAUAUCUCACACCCCUCAAACAGUAGGUAUGGCACUUACACUACACUUAGUACACAUGUUGUGUGUUCUGCACAUGCUCUGGAAAGAGAAAAAGAAUCUGUAAACCCUAGUCCUUCUAAAUGUCCCAGUCUGGCAUCAGGGAUGUCCAGCCCUGUACCCCCAGCCAAUCAAGACUUUCUCACUAAGGAGCAGCCACCUGCCUCGGCCCUCACCAACCAGUCAGCUCAAUCAGGUCAGAACAACUACCAUAAACUAAAAAAAGCCUGGUUAACCCGCCAUUCUGAACAAGACAGAGGCAGGACAACCUCCCAAAUAGUAGAUGGCCCUAAAACAUCUGUAACUCUGAUCAACACAACAAGCACCUCUGUGCCAGUCAAACAGGAAACAAAUGGAGUUGUGGAUAAUUGGUCGGGUCAGGAGGACAAAGAUAUUGCACUAGACAGCAGAAAGUGCAAAAUAUUGGAUAGGAAGUAUGGUUCAGAAGAGAAGAAGCCCACUCAAGUGUACAGGAAAUCAGAGGACCGGAAAUCUAAUGGUAAUGCUACAAGUUCCAUUACAGAAGACCAAAAAUCGGUCAUGGCCAAUGAGAAACCAGUCAAGAAGUCUUCCUUGGAGGACGUCAAACCUGUCUUGGAAAGAAAUGGCAAGCUGGAGGGCAAGGAGUCCACCCUUGCGGACAAGAAGUCUAGUGGAAAAAUAUCAACCUCCAUGCACAUAAAGGCCGAGAAGGAGAAACGGGGAGAGAAACGGCCAUUUGAGUCCAGCAGUGACAUUGAGAGUGGAGAAGACUCUGGCCAUGAGAGUGAAAGCGGUGGAUCAGGACAGAGGUUUAAACAGCAGUCCAAGCCCUCUUUUAAAAUAAAGCAGAAUGACAACCAGAAGGAGAAAGUGGAGAAAAAAGGAGAGAAGGAAGAAGAGGAGGAAAGCAAACCAAAUGGAACAUUGCAAAGUCCAAAGGACAAGACUCAACAGAGGGUGUCAAACAGUAAUGGCAUCCCUCGCUCUGUGCUGAAAGACUGGCGGAAGGUGAGGAAGCUAAAGCAAACUGGAGAAGCCUUCUUACAGGACGACUCAUGUGCUGAGAUCGGCUCCAACGUGCAGAAGUGCAGAGAGUGUCGCUUGGAUCGCUCUCGUAAAGCUCAGGAGCUCGCCAUCUCACCUGUCUUCUGCCGAUUUUACUACUUCCGUCGUUUGUCGUACAGUAAGAACGGCGUUGUCCGUGUGGAUGGGUUUUCAGUGUCAGAGCAGACAGAUGAGGAGGCGGUUACAGUGUGGACGGGCAGCUCAGAGGACGAGGAAGACAAGAGGAGGAGACAGAUGGACCUUGAGAUGUCCAAAUACGUCCUCACGCUCAUUGGAGACAAGUUCUGCCAGCUCGUAAAGACUGAGAACACUGCUGUCUCCUGGGUCAAGAAAGACACUCAAGUCAUGUGGAAGCGAGCUGUGAGGGGUGUAAGGGAGAUGUGUGAUGCAUGUGAAGCCACUCUCUUCAACAUGCACUGGGCAUGUCAUAAAUGUGGCUUUGUGGUGUGCAUGGACUGCUACAAAGCCCGUGAGAAGAAGAAAGCCAAAGAUAAGGAGCUAUACGCUUGGCUCCGGUGUGUGAAAAAUCAGUCCCAUGACCUGAAGAACCUAAUGCCGACUCAGAUUGUCCCAGAAACAGUGUUAGCGGACAUGCAGAGCUCUAUGCACUCGAUGAGAGAAAAGUUUGGAAUCUCUUCCCACUGUCCCUGCACUGACAACAAAACCCUGAACCCCAGCAUAGCCACUUCCAAUGGACUCUCACCAUUUUCAGACAGAUAUCAGAGUGACCUGAAGAGCCAACAGAUCCCAGAUCAGCAGAGGAAUACACAACACACCACACUGAGUGCACAUACUAAUAGAAAAGAGAAGGCAGAGUGUGAUGGUGUGGAAGCUCACAACAAAAAAUCCUUCAGUCCAGAACAAGGAUCAACAUUGCGUGACCUUUUGACGUCCACAGCUGGGAAGCUAUGUCUUGGGUCUACUGGAGGCACCUUUGCACCAGUUUACAACUCCUCCGAACAGGCAUCCCAAAACACUCGUGUACCCAACAUCCUGGAUGACAUCAUUGCUUCUGUAGUUGAAAAUAAGAUUCCCGCUAAAAAGACGACCAGGACGGGGUUGAAUCAGGAUUUGAAUCCAGAGGGGGAGGCGGGGCAGCAGCCAGAGGGGGUGAAGCUUGACGAAAGCCCAUUGGCUGAUCCCCACACCAUUGUUCCUCAUGAUUGGCUAGGAAACCAUCGGCUGCUUUGGCUCAAAGAUCACCGUCACCUAGGCAACCAAAGACUGUUCAAAGAGAACUGGACACAAGAGCAGCCAGUUCUUGUGUCCGGAUUGCACAAGAGUUUGAAUGCUAGCCUGUGGAAGCCUGAGCACAUCAGCCGUGAGUUCUUCAAUCUUCAUAGUGACCUCUACAACUGCCGAGAUGGGAGCAUUAAAAACUCCAAGGUCAAGGAGUUCUGGGAUGGUUUUGAGGAUGUUUCAAAAAGGCCUAAAUCUGCAAAAGGGGAGUCAGUGGUGUACAGACUGAAAGACUGGCCAUCAGGGGAGGAAUUUUUGGCUCUCAUGCCUGCCAGAUAUCAUGAUGUGAUGAAUACUUUGCCAGUACCGGACUACACAGACCCAGAGGCUCAACUGAACCUGGUCUCACACCUGCCCUCCUUCUUCAUUCGACCUGACCUCGGUCCUCGCCUCUGCUGUGCCCACGGUGUGACUGCAUGCCCAGAGCAGGACUUCGGGACCAGUAAUCUGCAUGUUGAAAUCUCUGACACCAUGAGUAUCCUUGUAUAUGUUGGGAUAGCCAAAGGAAAUGGGACCCCAUCAAAAACAGGUGUAUUGAAGCUCUUGGAGAGAGAAGCUCUAGAUGAAAGUGUAAAGAAAAGACUGAGAGACCCUAAUGAGACUCCAGGUGCUCUGUGGCACAUCUACAUGAGUAAAGACCUGCCAACAAUCCAGGAGUUUUUACAAAAGGUCGCUGCUGAGCAGGCUGAGGCAGAUCCAGAGGCAGACUCAGACUCAGAGUGGGACAACGAUGCAGACCCCCUCCGUGAGGGCAGCUGGUAUCUGAGCCCCAGGCUGAGACGGAGGUUGCAGGAGGAACAUGGUGUGGAGAGCCGCACACUCCUCCAGUUCUAUGGAGAUGCUGUUAUCAUCCCUGCUGGAGCUCUGCACCAGGUGAUGAAUCUGCACAGUUGCAUCCAAGUGAAUGUGGAUUUUGUGUCCCCUGAACAUGCGCACAACUCCUAUUACCUAACCCAAGAGCUCCGCCCUCUCAAAGAACAAGUGAACUAUGAGGACAAACUCCAGGUGAAGAACAUCUUUUACCACUCUGUGAAAGAUGUUGUGGCCACACUGAGAAAGCAUUUGAAGGAGAAAAACACAGAGGAGGUGAAAGAGGAGGAGUCCUGACAAUGCCCUUUCUUCUCCUCAGUCCAAACACUUGGAGCAUAAAUACAAUCUGAAGAUUCUCCAGGCAGCAACCUUGGAGACAAUGACCUCUCAUAUGGAUCUCUGCAAGGCUCUGUCACUUCCUCUAUGAUGUCACUGUCUUCUCUUUGAUUUUACUAUCUUUGUUUCUACUUCCCCAUUGUGUCUUCCUGCUUUGACAGGAAGUGAGGUAAGGGGUGGAGGUACGAAAAACAGAGAGAUGAAAGUAGUACACUGUGCUCUCAAACCAGGUGCAAUGAGCUUCAAAGUCAACACUUCCAAGUGCAAGGAGUUAAGCAAAAAACAUUGGAAAGAACAACACUGGUAAAUACACUUUUUUUCUGAAGGAGAAAAUGAUUUGAAAGUGCGAAAGUGACAUUUUCUUUAUCAGUAGUUCUUACGCUGCAAAGUGUUUGCCACGACGUCAUGCUGUGUUUUGGACAGUAAGAAAGAUCAGCGAUUCCAACACAAUCAGAGCAGCAUUCCAUCAUGCCAGCAGCUGCCAAACUGACAAGUUUUAUUAUGUUUAAAGGCAACAUUAAAUUAUUUACAGUUUGGCAAGUAUUCACUGGGCAGAGGGAGAAUUUUAGAGAAAUUGCUGUUUUCUGUGUUUGUUUGAAGAAAAAAAUCUUGUGAAUUUUUCACCUUGUGAAGAUGUAAAUAGCAGAAUAUACAUACAGUAUAUAUAUAUAUAUAUAUACAGUAUAUAUAUAUAUAUAUAUAUGUAUAUAUAAAUUAUGAUUUUCUAUAACAUGAUGUGCUUUAUUUGCUGUUUGUGUUGUUUGCUACUGUAUGUACAUUGAAGUUAAAGAGAUGUUUUACAUUUUCCAUUAAAAAUGGAUUAAUCAAAAAAAAAGGUCUAUUAUGACUCUGUUUGCAUGCUUCAUUAACCUAAAAUAACAACAACAACAACAACAUUUUUUCAAAUUAUUCAGUCAGUUCUCUUAAUAAAAUAUGUUUUUAUUUAAAAGUCCAAUUCACUUCACUCUCUUGACUUACACGUACACUUUAACUGAGUAGAAUGUCCAUGAAGUUCUUAAGCCAAAUGCUGUUCAGUACAGUAGUGUAGUCUUGUGCUAAUGCAAACAUACAUUAUAUGCCCACCUAUUUUCCUGAGGAUUUGGCAUAUGCCCACCUAAAAUGAAUAAUGAUACGUAACCAAGGCCACCAGAACAACCAGCUGGCUUUUGAUCUGUAACUUCUCAAACUAUACCACAUUGCCUUUGAGUGAAUUGUGAUUUUUGUAUUUAUUUUAAAAGUUCACAGAGAUCUAUCUGUCUGUCUGUCCGUCUCUUACAUUCAUUGUUCAUAUACAUGUUUUGCCUUAAAAAAAAAAACGUAAAGAUUUAAUUUUCUGCGAAAAUUAUGAAAAUGGCAAAAUAUUGAACAUUAAUGUGAAUUCUGCUGAUUUAAAUUUAAGAAAAAGUUUUGUUUAAAUUGCGAAAAUGACUUGUAAUAGCCUUUAGAAGCAUUAGUAAGAAUGGUUUGACGAGUUUACUUAUAGAUAAAUAAUUUCAAGCUUGCAAAUUACAGAAAAAAACUAGGAAGCUAGUUACUAAUUUAACCCAAUGGCAAGCAAUUUGGAGCAAUGCUGGGGAUUUGUUUCAAAAAUGAUUUUCAGCAUUCACUAUAUGGAAUAUUCUCUAAUCUCAAUAAAAUGUAAAUUAACUAACAAUACUUUGUCUGUCUGUCUGUAUCUAUCCCUCUCUCUCUCUCUCUCUCUCUCUCUCUUUCUCUCAAUUCAAUUCAAGUUGCUUUAUUGGCAUCACAAAAGUACAUUUUGUAUUGCCAAAGCAUUAAAACAACAGAGAAAAUAGUUUAGAACAGUUGAACAAUUUAAUUAGGAUUUGGACAAGCAAUAUAAAAGGAAAAACAUUGAAAAUCAUAUAUAUAUAUAUAUAUAUAUAUUCUCUCUCUCAUUUAUAUAUAUGUAUUAUGUUUGUAUAUAUACUGUAUCUUGAGAUGUGUUUUUCUAAGUGACAACAAAUAUAACAUGAGUAAAUAAAAUAGCAAAAACAUAAAACAAUAAACAGUACACAUCAAUCUACAUAAUUUAUUCAUGCUGCGGUGAACUAUUAGGAGUUCAUAAAAAGACCCAAGCAUAUUCAGAGCAAAUAACCUGCAAAACAACGCAAUUAACCUAUCUGCAAAGAUUUGCUUGUGAUGAGGUUUUUCCUUAUUUAUUAUUACCUUAUUAUUUAGUACUACUUAUUAUUACAUUAGUUAUAUUUUAUUAGAUAGGCCUAUUACUUCUGUUUGUGUAUUUUUAAUAUAUUUCUGAGGUGUUUCUAGGCCCUAAUUAAAAUAUUUAGGCCUAUUGUAUACUGUUAUACUAUUAAUUUUUUUUCCAACAUUGCUGUACCUGAUUGUCAAUAAUGUUUUACUUAUAUUGACUUUUGCACAUAUUUCUGCCCUGCUUUGUUUAUAUUAAUGCACAUUUACAUAUUGUUAUGAAA
Molecule: messenger RNA, 10715 nt
Organism: Myxocyprinus asiaticus (Chinese sucker)
Lineage: Eukaryota; Metazoa; Chordata; Actinopteri; Cypriniformes; Catostomidae
Product: probable JmjC domain-containing histone demethylation protein 2C
Exons: 27
Coding region: 232-8241 (2669 amino acids)
Biological process (GO): regulation of transcription by RNA polymerase II
Cellular component (GO): chromatin; histone deacetylase complex
Molecular function (GO): chromatin DNA binding; histone H3K9 demethylase activity; transcription coregulator activity
Source: RefSeq, a predicted model, not a curated record